CGGUUUAUUUUCCCUCACGUCAAUUUGCAAUUUUUUUUUUUUAAUAUGUUACAUUUGAUCUUAAAGCCACUUUUGAUUGGAAUCAGACAGUCGUGUAACCAAUGAAGAUAAUUACCACAUGGAUCUGAAAUACUGACUUGUACUUGAUCUGCUGAGAGUGAAAAGGAACCAGAGUGUAACCUUGGCAAGCAAAAUCUAAUUUAAUAUCAGGCAAAUGCAACCUGAUGGACUCCCUAAAUUUAUUGGUGCAGUUAUCUAGCUUGACAGUGGAGCUGAAUAAAUAGAGUGCUGUUACAUGUCAUCACUUAGAGAUAGGCUAUCAUAAACAAUCAUGUUGGUGUUCAAAAAUAUUUUUGCUCAAGUAUUUGAAAAAAAGGAUAUAAUUUUAAAACGAAAGAAGUCAAUCCUUCAGUAAGAAGAGAGUAUUUCAUAUGUUUUCCUGUACUUACCAAAAUGGGAUAGCCAAUAUACCUGUGUGUUCUCUUGGUUAAACAUAUUACUUAUAUUUUAUAUUUGAGGUGCUGUGUUUGUUGUUGUAUAUUGUUGUACUAAACAUGUCUUGUUUAUAUUUGUUAUUUGGUUAAUUGUCAACACUCAUGAACAACAUAUACUCUAUUAUAUCUUUUUUUGUCAGACCUCUAAGUUCACUCAUUUUUACCACUCAUAUAGGCUGUUAUUUUAUGUGGUCUAUACAGAAAAUACUCUGAUCUAUGCAGUUAAUACUGUUGUUUGCAAUGUUUUAUUUUAUAACAAUGUCAUAUUAGAUAAUACAAUGUAAUAUAUGUCACUAAUAUCAAAGGUAUAGUGACUUGUUAUAUAUUAGUUUUUAUUUGUGUUGUUGAACUUUAGUAUUUAUGAAGUGCUUUCAUUUUUAAUAUCAACAGUUAUAGAUAGAUAGAUAGAUACUUUAUUCUCUAAAAACUAGAUACAAGUUAUAGUGACUGCUAGUGUAGGUGCUCUACAUAAUUAGUAUUGCCAAAUAAUGUUUAUUUGAUAAAGACUUGGUUUAUUUAUAUUCAAGUUAUUACCUUGUGCUAAAACAUAACCUAUUUAGAAGAGUUAUUUGAUGUUAAUUCGGAGAAAGAUUUAUAUUUGUCCAUCUUUAUUCACAAACAUUUUUGAGGGAAGUAUUGUAUCAUUUAUCCACAAUUACAUAUUCAAGUGCUCUAUUUUGAAUUGCCUUUGACAUUUUGACUAGUGGAAGUGAGACUUAGGCCUGGUGUGUCUGGUGCUAGUGGUGUCAACAGCUGUUAAAGGUUGUGAUUAGGUUACUGAGGUGAUACAUAUCUAUGUGUUAAUACUCAUUAUUUUUUACUGUAUGCAAUUAUUAAAUGUAUGUUAUAGUAAAUAUCUAUUUGUUAAUAGUUUAUUAAGAAUUAGUUAAUACUCAUUUACAAUAACUGUGUACUGUAUGUAAUUUUAAAAUGUAUGUAGAAUAAUUUAUUUAUUUGUUGAUUGUAUUGUGAUUGAGGUCUUUAUCUAGUCAAUACACUCUUUUUUUUUUUAUUAUUAAUUUCAGUCAGUCAUUUCUUUUUUUUAUUAUUAAUUUCAGUCAGACAUUUCUUUUUUUUAUUAUUAAUUUCAGUCAGUCAUUUCUUGAGUUUGAGAGCAUUAACUAUAUUAGUUAGCAUUAUAUAUAUAUAUUCAAUAGUUAUAUUUAUUGUACAUAUUUUUGUUGUUGUAAUUUGUUUGUAGAAGUGUUAUUUUGUUUUGUUGCGGGUUUUUUAUCUAAAAAAUUUUUACGUUAUCAAUAUUAGAUUUACAACAAUUAAUUACAUUCUUAAAAGCCAUUAACAUAGUUAGCAUUAUUGAUAAAAAGUCAAUUACAAUAACGUAUUACUCAUUGUUUUCAAUUUAGUGUGAAUGUUAAAACUUAUUGUAUUUAGGAAGAUUUACAGCUUAAAAAUGAUAUAUUUUUACAAGAACUAGUUAAAGUCUUAAGUCUGCCUAUUGGACCAUGUGAUAUAGUUUACAAGAACUAGUCAAAGUCUUAAGUCUGCCUAUUGGACCAUGUGAUAUAGUUUACAAGAACUAGUCAAAGUCUUAAGUCUGCCUAUUGGACCAUGUGAUAUAGUUUACAAGAACUAGUCAAAGUCUUAAGUCUGCCUAUUGGACCAUGUGAUAUAGUUUACAAGAACUAGUCAAAGUCUUAAGUCUGCCUAUUGGACCAUGUGAUAUAGUUUACAAGAACUAGUCAAAGUCUUAAGUCUGCCUAUUGGACCAUGCAUACCUUUUAGGGUAAUUUCUUGACACUUUAUUUAUUAUAUGUUACAAGAUCUAGUCAGUUGAUAUUUUUUUGUGUUGUAAUUUGAAUAUAAUACUGAUUUAUUUAUUUGUGUGUGUGUCUGAAUUUAACAUAAUUUUUAAUGUAUGAGAAUUUUACAACUGGUCAGUGAUAUUGUAAUCUUUCUUUGUUAACAUUUGAUGUAAAGGCCUUAAGGGGGUUUACAAUUUGAAAUAUAACUUGUUUUGUAAAGUGAGUCUUUAGUACAGAAAUGAUUUAUAUCAUGAUAGAGUGACAUGUUACAUAGUAUUGACUUUAUCAUUCUUAUUGAGACUGGUUUCAGUAUCUGAAGAAAUUGUUGGAACUGUUCUUAGACUUAACAUGAUGUUGGAUUCAUGUUGUCAUAUUAAGUUCCUAGUUAGGCUGUUUCUCGUGUUUUUAACACUGUUAUUCCUUGUCUUCAUCAGUUAUGUAAAUCAACUGUCAUUAUUAUCCUCUUUACCACAGGUAACUAAACCAAUGAGAACACUUUCUAAGGACUGUAAAGUGCAGAAAGAAGAAGUCAUUGGAACUAUAACUCUUACUAUAUUCACUUCUUUUGAUUAUAUUGAAUCAAAGUUCGUAGCAAAUCAAAAUGCUUUACAAAACUGGAAGGCUAUAAAAGGUGUUAAAAACUUUGUUCUGUUUACGAACUGUAGUAGGGCACGUAAACUGGGUGAAUCAUUGAAUUAUGUAGUACUACCAGUUAUUGAUUCAGCCAUCGGUGGAGUGCCGGUCUUAAAAACAUUGUACUUGACAGUUUUAGCCUUGUACCCAACAACAUACAUUAUGUUUUCUAACGCUGAUAUAAUGUAUGAAAUUGACUUGAUGAAAACAAUUAGAUUUGUGAAUAGUUUUGUACAGGAUGGAGGAUUGGCAAGUAAACCUGUACUAAUUGUUGGAAAGCGAACAAACUUGGACAUUGACAGUGGCAACAAUGAAUCAUGGAAAAGUCUGAUUAAAAAAUCUGUUACAAUGGGAACAAAGUUUAAUGCAGAUGCACAGGAUUAUUUAAUCGUUGAUAGAAAGUUUCCCUGGAAAAAAUUUCCCAAGUUUGUAAUUGGACGUGUUGGUUAUGACAACUGGAUUGUAGCAUUCUCUCGUUAUAAGAACUUCACUGUAGUAGAUGCUACAGAUUCCAUAUUGGCAGUACAUCAAACAAUCAAUGGUGCUAACUUUGAAGGAUUCUCACACAAUCAUUACUCAUACAACCGUGACAUAAUAGAAGAUUCACUGCCGUCGUAUCAGUAUGCAUUAUGGGGUAGGACAGAAUGUUGUUACUUAGCAACUGGCCUUGACAGAUGUGGUCAGCUGUAUGUCAAAAACAGAUCUUUAGUGCCACCUUAUUGUUUUCAUCAUUCCUUUCCACAUGCCAUCAAAAAGCUUUUCAAGGCACUGUUCAUGUUAGGAUGUACAUAAUGUUUAAUUAGGUUUUUCAAGGCACUGUUCAUGUUAGGAUGUACAUAAUGUUUAAUUAGGCUUUUCAAGGCACUGUUCAUGUUAGGAUGUACAUAAUGGUUAAUAAGGCUUUUCAGCACAAUUUAUAAUUAGUUUGUUUGUGCAAUAUCUGUCACCAACAGGUUGUGUAUUUGUUCAUAUAGUUUGGUGCUUAUAAUCUACUUUUAUCACAGUUUUAUCUAGUGUUUAUUAAAAAUUGUAGAAUUGUAUUCAAUUGGUAUAUCCAAUUUGAUAUUCAAUUUAACUUAUUAUUUUUGUGUACUGCUGUGGAUUUAUUUAUUUUUGUGGAUUAAGGAAAACUUACAUGCUCCUGGAUAUUUAAUUAUGGGUUUUGCCAAACCGGCAUACACACAGUGACACUUACAGGUAAGUUGUCAAUAUUUAAAAAAAUAAUUUCAUGGUUUAUCUAUACCAACGAAAUCCAAGAAAAUUUGGAAUCCAACAAAAAAUAAUGAGUCCACAGUAAUUUAUAGAUGAACUUAAAAUACCUGCCAAAAUAAGUUAUAUACUAAACCUCAUUUUGAAAACUGUUCAAUAAUGAAACAUAAUGAGUCUUCAAUAUUUUUGCUGUAUUUUGCUAAAGUAUAACAUUUUAUUAUGAAUGUUUUCUAAGUUUUAUGAGAUAUGGGAAACAAAUCAAACAUUUACUUAAAUCUUAAUUUUUUCUUAUCUUUGAACUUAGUCAUGUUUAUCCCUGCUUAAUAAUAGUUCAUUCGUAUUUGUUGUAAAAUAUGAGCCUUCUGUGCUUUUUACAGGACAGGUACCCUAAAUUUUAUCAAUAUCUGCUGUUUUCUUUUGCCUUAAGUUUGAAUAAGAAAAUGGACACUUUGUUAUAUCCCUGUUAACAAACUGUUUUUUUUUUCUUCAAAUGGGUAAAGAUUGCAUGAAAUGCGAUCAAAACCCUAUGGUACGGACUUGAUAUCUUUAUAUUCCAAGGUUCAUCACUACCGUUGAUAGUUCAAACAAAAUAGUGCAGGGAAAUGGUGAUUAUUUAUGUCAUGCAAUAUAAUGAUGAUAUAUUAUACUUUUAUAUUAUUUAAAAGUUACAGUUACAUUUUUGUUUGUAUUUCAAUUACAUUACUUGUCAACAUUUUUUUAUAUAUAAAUUACAUGGUUAGUACGGUAAUGCAUGGUGUAUGAAUCUGUUAUUAAAAUAACUUCAUUAUGAACAAUUUGUUACAAAGGAAGAUAACUUCAACUCAUAUUUUUUGCCUAGCAAAUUACAAUUCAAUGUUUGACUUAAAAAUCACAAAAUUGCAGAAGGCAAGCAAUCUUCACCUAUCAGUACUCACAAGCACUUUGUUUAAUAUGUAGGAAUCACCUUGCUAGUUUGUCCAUGUGUCUUCACCCAUCAGUACUCACAAGCACUUUGUUUAAUAUGUAGGAAUCACCUUGCUAGUUUGUCCAUGUGUCUUCACCCAUCAGUACUCACAAGCACUUUGUUUAAUAUGUAGGAAUCACCUUGCUAGUUUGUCCAUGUGUCUUCACCCAUCAGUACUCACAAGCACUUUGUUUAAUAUGUAGGAAUCACCUUGCUAGUUUGUCCAUGUGUCUUCACCCAUCAGUACUCACAAGCACUUUGUUUAAUAUGUAGGAAUC
Molecule: messenger RNA, 5320 nt
Organism: Mytilus trossulus (common blue mussel)
Lineage: Eukaryota; Metazoa; Mollusca; Bivalvia; Mytilida; Mytilidae
Exons: 4
Coding region: 2606-3682 (358 amino acids)
Source: RefSeq, a predicted model, not a curated record